This is a messenger RNA of Tupaia belangeri chinensis (Chinese tree shrew), 3803 nucleotides long. RefSeq names its product zinc finger E-box binding homeobox 1 (gene ZEB1). The record is from RefSeq and is a predicted model, not a curated record. NCBI's taxonomy places the organism in Eukaryota, Metazoa, Chordata, Mammalia, Scandentia, Tupaiidae. Gene Ontology annotation, biological process: regulation of transcription by RNA polymerase II; anatomical structure development. Gene Ontology annotation, molecular function: DNA-binding transcription factor activity, RNA polymerase II-specific; RNA polymerase II cis-regulatory region sequence-specific DNA binding. The transcript has 9 exons. The coding region runs from base 287 to 3616 and encodes 1109 amino acids.
UGUUCCAAGAUGUUUCCUUACAGUCGUAAAGAUAAAUUUUCAAUAUAUUCGAGACGACAUUGCAAUCCCUGCUUCCAGGAACGAUUUUAGCUAUUCAAAUAAACGUUGCAUUUUAGAGACGCCCGUUAGUUGGGAUGGAAAGGUGUGUUUGGUAUCCUCAUUGUGGAGCGAUGACUCGUUAUAGCGAGGAGCGGAGCAUAGGCUGUUGCAAUUUUAAUUUCCUGUUUUAGCGUCAAAUAGUGUGUGUUCUAUAUUGAGCUGUUGCCGCCGCUGCUGAUGUGGCUUUAUGAAAGUUACAAAUUAUAAUACUGUGGUAGAAACAAAUUCAGAUUCAGACGAUGAAGACAAACUCCACAUUGUGGAAGAAGAAAGUGUUACAGAUGCAGCUGAUUGUGAAGGUGGUGUGCCAGAAGAUGACCUGCCAACAGACCAGACAGUAUUACCAGGGAACAGCGACAGAGAAGGGAAUUCUAAGAACUGCUGGGAGGAUGAUGGAAAGGAAGGGCAAGAAAUCCUGGGGCCUGAAGCUCAGGCAGAUGAAGCAGGAUGUGCAGUGAAAGAUGAUGAAUGUGACUCAGAAGCAGAAAAUGAGCAAAACCACGACCCUAAUGUUGAAGAGUUUCUGCAACAACAGGACACUGCUGUCAUCUACCCUGAGGCACCUGAAGAGGACCAGAGGCAGGGCACACCAGAGGCCAGUGCUCAGGAUGAAAAUGGAACACCAGAUGCAUUUUCCCAAUUGCUGACCUGCCCAUAUUGUGAUAGAGGCUAUAAACGCUUUACCUCUCUGAAAGAACACAUUAAAUAUCGCCAUGAAAAGAACGAAGAUAACUUCAGCUGCUCCCUGUGCAGUUACACCUUUGCAUACAGAACCCAGCUUGAACGUCACAUGACAUCACAUAAAUCAGGAAGAGAUCAAAGACAUGUGACGCAGGCUGGGGGUAAUCGUAAGUUCAAAUGCACUGAAUGUGGAAAAGCUUUCAAAUACAAACACCACCUAAAAGAGCACUUAAGAAUUCACAGUGGAGAGAAGCCAUAUGAAUGCCCAAACUGCAAGAAACGUUUUUCCCAUUCUGGUUCCUAUAGCUCACACAUAAGCAGUAAGAAAUGUAUCAGCUUGAUGCCUGUGAAUGGGCGACCAAGAACAGGACUCAAGACAUCUCAGUGUUCCUCACCAUCUCUUUCAGCAUCACCAGGCAGUCCCACACGACCACAGAUACGACAAAAGAUAGAGAAUAAACCUCUUCAAGAACAACUUUCUGUAAACCAAAUUAAAACUGAACCUGUGGAUUAUGAAUUCAAACCCAUAGUGGUUGCUUCAGGAAUCAACUGUUCAACCCCUUUACAAAAUGGGGUAUUUAGUGGUGGUGGCCCUUUACAGGCAACCAGUUCUCCUCAGGGUGUGGUGCAAGCUGUUGUUCUGCCAACAGUUGGUUUGGUGUCUCCUAUAAGUAUCAAUUUAAGUGAUAUUCAGAAUGUACUUAAAGUGGCAGUAGAUGGUAAUGUAAUAAGGCAAGUUUUGGAGAAUAAUCAAGCCAAUCUUGCAUCCAAAGAACAAGAAACAAUCAAUGCUUCAUCCAUACAGCCAGGUGGCCAUUCUGUGAUUUCAGCCAUCAGUCUUCCUUUGGUUGAUCAAGAUGGGACAACCAAAAUUAUCAUCAACUACAGUCUUGAGCAACCUAGCCAACUGCAAGUUGUUCCUCAGAAUUUAAAAAAAGAGAAUCCAGUCCCCACAAACAGUUGCAAAAUUGAAAAGUUACCAGAAGAUCUUACCGUUAAAUCUGAGAAGGACAAAAGCUUCGAUGGGGGAGUGAACGAUAGCACUUGCCUUCUGUGUGAUGACUGUCCAGGAGAUCUUAAUGCACUUCCAGAAUUAAAGCACUAUGACCUAAAGCAGCCUGCUCAGCCUCCUCCACUCCCUACACCGGAAGCUGAAAAACCUGAGUCCGCUGUUUCAUCAGGUAGUGGAGAUGGCAGUUUGUCUCCCAGUCAGCCACCUUUAAAGAACCUCUUGUCUCUUCUUAAAGCAUAUUAUGCUUUGAAUGCACAACCAAGUGCAGAGGAGCUCUCAAAAAUUGCUGAUUCAGUAAACCUACCACUGGAUGUAGUAAAAAAGUGGUUCGAAAAGAUGCAAGCUGGACAAAUUUCAGUGCAGUCUUCUGAACCAUCUUCCCCCGAACCAAGCAAAGUAAAUAUUCCUGCAAAGAAUGAUGAUCAGCCACCACCUACAAAUGCAAGUGAACCCCAGGAUAGCACAAAAAGCCAACAAAGUCCUCCGAAGAUGACUAACUCCCCAGUUUUACCAGUAGGAUCAACCGUCAACGGUUCCAGGAGUUGUACACCAUCCCCCUCACCUCUCAACCUCUCCUCGUCCAGAAAUACACAGGGUUACUUAUAUACAGCAGAGGGUGCACAAGAAGAGCCACAAGUAGAACCUCUUGAUCUUUCACUACCAAAGCAACAGGGAGAAUUAUUGGAAAGGUCAACUAUCACUAGUGUUUACCAGAACAGUGUUUAUUCUGUCCAGGAAGAACCCUUGAACUUGUCUUGCGCAAAAAAGGAGCCACAAAAGGACAGUUGUGUUACAGACUCAGAACCAGUUGUAAAUGUACUCCCACCAAGUGCCAACCCCAUAAAUAUUGCUAUACCUACAGUCACUGCCCAGUUACCUACCAUUGUGGCCAUUGCUGACCAGAACAGUGUUCCGUGCUUACGAGCGCUAGCUGCCAAUAAGCAAACUAUUCUGAUUCCCCAGGUGGCUUACACAUACUCGACUACAGUCAGUCCUGCAGUCCAAGACCCUCCCUUGAAAGUGAUCCAGCCAAAUGGAAAUCAGGAUGAAAGGCAAGACACUAGCUCAGAAGGAGUAUCUAAUGUGGAGGAUCAGAAUGACUCUGAUUCUACACCACCCAAAAAGAAAAUGCGCAAGACAGAAAAUGGAAUGUAUGCUUGUGAUUUGUGUGAUAAGAUAUUCCAAAAGAGUAGCUCAUUAUUGAGGCAUAAAUAUGAACACACAGGUAAAAGACCGCACGAGUGUGGAAUCUGUAAGAAGGCAUUUAAACACAAACACCAUUUGAUUGAGCACAUGCGACUACAUUCUGGAGAAAAGCCCUAUCAAUGUGACAAAUGUGGAAAGCGCUUCUCACACUCUGGGUCUUAUUCUCAACACAUGAACCAUCGCUACUCCUACUGCAAGAGAGAAGCAGAGGAACGCGACAGCACAGAGCAGGAGGAGGCAGGGCCGGAAGUCCUCACAAAUGAGCGUGCUGGUGCCAGGGCAUCUCCCUCCCAGGUAGACUCAGACGAGAGAGAGAGUUUGACGAGGGAAGAGGAUGAAGAUAGUGAAAAAGAAGAAGAGGAAGAAGAAGAUAAAGAGAUGGAAGAAUUGCAGGAAGAAAAAGAAUGUGAAAAGCCACAAAGGGAUGAGGAAGAGGAGGAGGAGGAGGAAGAAGAAGUAGAAGACGAAGAAGUGGAAGAAGCAGAGAAUGAGAGUGAAGAAGCAAAAACUGAAGGUCUGAUGAAGGAUGAUGGAGCUGUGAGUCAAGCAAGCAGCUUAGAACAAAAAGUAAGCGAGAAUAGUGAGCAAGUGUCUGAAGAAAAAACAAAUGAAGCCUAAUAGUUUUUCUAGAAGAAAAAUAAAUUCUAAUUGGUAUGAAGUUUGUUCUAUAUUAUCCAUGCUUUUCAUGGAAACACAGUAACCUAUAUACUGUGAUUCCUGUUCACUACUGUGUAAAGUAAAAACUUAAAAAAAAAAAUACAAAAUACAAAAAAGAAAAAAAAAAAAAAAAAAACCACAAAAAAAA